Messenger RNA from Urocitellus parryii (Arctic ground squirrel), 1413 nucleotides. RefSeq names its product adenosine deaminase tRNA specific 3 (gene Adat3). Gene Ontology annotation, molecular function: tRNA-specific adenosine-34 deaminase activity. Lineage: Eukaryota; Metazoa; Chordata; Mammalia; Rodentia; Sciuridae. Gene Ontology annotation, cellular component: cytoplasm; nucleus. The record is from RefSeq and is a predicted model, not a curated record.
GGGCGGAGCCAGCCGGUUGCUAGGACUUGGCGAAGCCCAGCGCUCGCGAGGUCUCCUUUAGUCGGCCUGCGGGAUGGAGUCSGCGCCUGGCCUCACAGAGCAGCGUGGUCAGAAGGCAAGGAGCCCCGCGAGGGAGCCAGCGCCGUGGCAAGCGCUCCCGGUCCUGUCGGAGCAGCAGUCCAAGGACGUGGAGCUGGUGCUGGCCUAUGCUGCGCCCAUCCUCGACCAGCGCCAGACCUCACGCCUCCUCAGGGAGGUGUCGGCCAUCCACCCACUGCCCGCCCACCCUCACCUCAAGCGGGUGCGGCGCAGCCCAGAUGCCCACGGCCCCCAUGCCCUGGAAAUGCUGCUCUGCCUGGUGGGACCCGCCACUGGCUCGUGCUCUCUGGCCGAGCUCCUCCCCAGGCCAGCUGUGGACCCCCAGGGACUGGGACAGCCCUUCCUGGUGCCUGUGCCUGCCUGGCCUCCCCUGACCCGGGGCCAGUUUGAAGAGGCUCAAGCCCACUGGCCCAUAUCCUUCCACGAGGACAAGCAGGUGACCAGCGCCCUGGCCGGGCAGCUCUUUUCAGCCCAGGAGCGGGCAGUGAUGCAGAGCCACAUGGAGCGGGCCGUGCAAGUGGCCCAGCAGGCAGCAGCCCGAGGCUUGAGGGCCGUGGGAGCCGUCGUGGUGGACCCGGUCUCGGGCCACGUGCUGGCCACGGGCCAUGACUGCAGCUGUGCCGGCAGCCCCCUGCUGCAUGCCGUCAUGGUGUGUGUGGACCUGGUGGCCCAAGGCCAGGGCCGGGGCACCCGCAGCUUCAGGCGCCACCCAGCCUGCUCCUUCGUCCCAGCUGCAGCCCAGUGUGUGCGGGUAGGCGCCGUGCGUAAGCUGGAGGAGGCUGAGGCCGAGGACGGCCUGCCCUAUGUGUGCACCGGCUAUGACCUCUAUGUCACCCGUGAGCCCUGUGUGAUGUGCGCCAUGGCCCUGGUGCACUCCCGCAUCCAGCGGGUCUUCUACGGGGCACCCUCGCCUGACGGUGCCCUGGGCACACGCUUCCGCAUCCACACCCAGCCAGGCCUCAACCACCGCUUCCAGGUCUUCCGCGGGGUGCUCGAGGACCAGUGUCGCUGCCUAGACCCCGACACCUAGGCCCGGUGUCUUCCUGUUUCUGGAAGGUUCUCUGCUCCUGCCCAGUCUUGGCCACAUUGGAGACUGAGGGUCCUCCCCUCCACGGCCGCCCUUCAAUCUGUGCUAAGGAUGCUUACCRCCUGCCUUGGCCCAUGCCCCAGGGCCAGGGCUUGUUGCUGGGUGGCUGACGGGCAGUCCGGGCUCGCUCUGCUUAGAGCGAGCCGGGGAGGGUCCUCUCUGGGCCUGCAUGGCUGUUACCGUCUCUGUGGUUGUGUCAGAAACAGCGUUCAUGUCUGCAAAUAAAC